Molecule: messenger RNA, 1858 nt
Organism: Chlorocebus sabaeus (green monkey)
Lineage: Eukaryota; Metazoa; Chordata; Mammalia; Primates; Cercopithecidae
Source: RefSeq, a predicted model, not a curated record
CAAAGAGUACCAACAAAGGGAAGAAAAUUGAAUAAAUGUUCCAAAUAUGAGAUAGUAUUAGAAACUCAGAAGUUUCCUGGAAUAAAACAUGCACUUGGAUGCGGAAAGUUAUUAAGUAACCAGCUAGCGCUGGAGGUCAGCAUUUAUAACCCCUACUUUCACAGGCCUUGACAAACAGUACUGAAGUUCUGACCUUAAACUUAAAUUCCUUGGGCUCUUAGUACCUAUAAACAUGUACCCAACAUUCCUUCCCCUAGCACGCACUUUAUCAGUCACAAGGAGCCAUUAUUAAUGCAUGUCCUGGUAGGAAGCGUAACUUACAGGGAAGCUAGUAAGUUCUGAAAAGAAGGAAAUAAACGCAGGCACCAAACCAUGAUCCUAAGCUGAUUGUCCUUUAAAUAUGUCAAGAUCCAGACUUUUCAGUGUCACUUCAGUGAUCUCAACAAUAGGGAUCUUGUGUUUGCCACUAUUCCAGGCGCUGCCUGUAUUAAAGGAUUAGAUUGAUGAGAUGUUUGGAUUUUAUUGUUCUAAACAUGUGUUUCAGUUGGUGCUCUCGGACCUACCAUGUGAAGAAGAUGAAAUGUGUGUAAAUUAUAAUGAUCAACACCCUAAAGGCUGGUAUAUCUGGAUCCUGCUGCUGGUUUUGGUGGCAGCUCUUCUCUGUGGAGCAGUGGUUCUCUGCCUCCAGUGCUGGCUGAGGAGACCCCGAAUUGAUUCUCACAGGCGCACCAUGGCCGUUUUUGCUGUUGGAGACUUGGACUCCAUUUAUGGGACAGAAGCAGCUGUGAGUCCACCUGUUGGAAUUCACCUUCAAACUCAAGCCCCUGACCUAUAUCGUGUUCCUGCUCCAUGUUUUGGCACGUUAGGCUCCCCACCUCCAUAUGAAGAAAUUCUAAAAACAAGCUGAUUUUAGGUGUGGAUUAUCAAUUUAAAGCAUUAACGACAUCUGUAAUUCCAAAACACCAAAUUUAGGAAUAGUUAUUUCAAUUAUUGGAUAUGUCCAGAGAUCUAUUCACAUAGUCUGAGGAAGGACAAUUCAACAAAAGAAUGGAUGUUGGAAAAAAUUUGGGUCAUGGAGAUGUUUAAAUAGUAAAUUAGUGGGCUCUUGAUGUGUCACUGCUGUGUCAUACUUUUAUGCUACACAACCAAAUUAAUGCUUUUCCACUCAUACCCAAAUAGGCAACGAUUAGGUGCUGAAAGUUGUUUCCAUCACAUUUAGGACUCCACUGCAGUAUACAUCACACCAUUUUCUGCUUUAAACUCUUUCCUAGUGUGGAGUCCAUAAAAAUUAUUAUAAUUUAACAAUAGCCCAAGCCAAGAAUCCAACAUGUCCGGAACCAGAACCAGAACCAGAAAGAUAAUAUUUGAGUGAAGGUGAGGGGACAGAGUAGGAAAAAGAAACGUUUGGAGUUGAAGGGUAAAGGAUAAAUGAAGAGGAAAAGCAAAAGAUUACAAGUCUCAGUCUAAGAGGUUUUAUGCCUCAGCCUGAGGAGGAAGAAAUUGUAGAUAGAAGGUGAAGGAGAUUGCUGAAGACUUGGAGCACUUUUAAUGCCAAUCGGGGAGAAAAGAAAAGUUCCCCUUUUACAGGAAAGAAUGUGGACUCCAUAGUCCACAGUGUUUCCCUGGAGCCUCAAGGCUUGGCAUUUAUUGCAGCACCAUGCUAAGAACCUUCGGCAGAGAUAUCUGUUCUCAUGAGGACUGCAGAAGUAGCAAUGAGAUAUCUUCAAGUGGCAUUUUGGCAGUGGCCAUCAGCAGGGGGACAGAAAAAAACAUCCAUUGCAGAUGCCAUAUGAUCUUCAGCUGACAAAUUUGUCGAACAAAACAAUAAACAUCAAUAGAUAUCUAAAAUUUAACUUGA